UUAUUAUGAUCUGUAUUAUGAACUUAAAAUUGUACUUUUCGUCAGUUUUCAUCAUGAAAAACUUGUGCUAGUUUUGUUGUUUAUUGAUACUUUAUUUGUUUUAAGAAGAGGAAAUUUUUGAGAAUAAAGAAAAACGUGUAUAUAUAUAUAUACAUAUAUACAUAUAUAUGUAUAUAUAUAUUUGAGAUUUGAAAAUUAUAUUCGAUAACCAAAAACUGUUCGUUGUGAAAGUUUUUCUUGAUAUUUUAUCAUAUGAAUUCUUGAAAGUUGUAUCCUUAGAUAGAUAACCAAGAUAAAAAAAAAAAAAAAUUAAAACAUGUAUCAAGACGCUAAUAUUUUUUAACAACAAGUUUUGAUCAUGACAACGGUUAAAGUUCAUGGGGGAAUAGAUAUAUUGCGGUUACCUGUUAAUGAAGAAGAGCAUGUCUUUCCACCAUGGCAAAUCAAAUAUACUCAAUCUCAUAUACUUCACUCCAAGUGUUCAAAAAGCGAGAAUGGCUGCGGUGACCAAGAUGCUACUGCUUGUCAAUUUUGCAUAUAUAGUAAAACUUUAGAACUGCCACAUAUGCCAGAUAUGGUAUUUCCAAAUAAUGUAUUAACUUUGAAACAUCGGGAUGGAGCUAUAUUGCAAUUUAAUGCACUUGAUGCAUUGAAAUAUGUUUCCAAUGGUAAAAUCAAUGUACAACUUGCUUGUGCUGAAGCAUGGAAAGAAUCAAGAUCCGAAAGCAGUGAAUUUUUAGAGGAAAAAGUUAAACCAUUCGAUUGGACUUUUACAACCAAUUAUACAGGUACAAUAUCUGGAUUUGAUUUGGAAGAAACAAAAGAUAGAAUUGAUUUAGACAAAUUGAGAAGAAAGGAAAAAAUUAGAUUUUAUCAUGAUUUAACACUUUUUGAAGAUGAGCUUCAUGAUAAUGGCAUCGCCGUUUGUUCUGUUAAAAUUCGUGUAAUGCCUACUAGUUUCUUCAUUCUUCUACGUUAUUUUUUGAGAAUUGAUAAUGUCAUGCUAAGAAUAAAGGAUACUCGCAUUUAUCACGAAUUUGGACAAGAUUAUCUUCUACGAGAAUUUACAACUCGGGAAGCCAAAGUUCAAGAUAUUCAUGUAUCUCCAGUAUUGUUCAUAGAACCAAGUGAGAUAGCACCUCACUUACCGCUAACUGAAAGUUACUAUCAUAAAUUGACUGUACAAUCAAAAGAAGAAUCGAAAGUAGAGGAUGGAACGUCGACUUCUGUUGAUAACAACACAGUAGAUAAUACUAUUACUUAAUCUUUAUAGACAUUUUCUGGAAAAAAAAAAAAAAAAGAAAAAAAGAAUAUGGGUGAUAUCAAAUAUA
Vespa velutina is the source of this 1331-nucleotide messenger RNA. Its product is annotated as TIP41-like protein. The record is from RefSeq and is a predicted model, not a curated record. Gene Ontology annotation, cellular component: cytosol. The transcript has 6 exons. Bases 359 to 1264 code for a protein of 301 amino acids. Lineage: Eukaryota; Metazoa; Arthropoda; Insecta; Hymenoptera; Vespidae. Gene Ontology annotation, biological process: TOR signaling.